Molecule: messenger RNA, 1035 nt
Organism: Ogataea parapolymorpha DL-1
Lineage: Eukaryota; Fungi; Ascomycota; Pichiomycetes; Pichiales; Pichiaceae
Exons: 2
Coding region: 1-1035 (344 amino acids)
Biological process (GO): actomyosin contractile ring assembly; cellular bud neck septin ring organization; cytoskeleton-dependent cytokinesis
Cellular component (GO): cytosol; microtubule cytoskeleton; cell division site
Molecular function (GO): GTPase activity; GTP binding; molecular adaptor activity
Source: RefSeq, a predicted model, not a curated record
AUGAGCACCAGUGCCAAGCUGAACAUUCUGACAGCGGAAGAGAUCCGCCAAAAAAAGUUCCUUAAACGGGGUUUGCAACUCAGCAUUUUGGUUGUUGGCCAGACGGGAACAGGUAAGAGCACAUUUAUCAACACUCUUUGCAACGAGGACAUCAUCACCACCAAUCGUCCGGCGCCUGCAGAUCUGUCGAUCGAGAGUCACUCUGCCAAGAUCUACGAGGGAGGGACCAGAAUUGACUUAGACGUGGUUAUGGCGCCAGGACUGGGCGACUUCAUCGACAACAGAGACUCGACAAAAUGUCUCACAGAUUACAUUGAGAGCCAGUUUGAGAGGGUGCUGAACGAUGAGUGCAAGAUCCAGAGAACUCCAAAGGCCACGGACACGAGGAUCCAUGCUGCCAUCUAUUUCAUCAGACCUACUGGCAAGGGAUUGCGGGAGCUGGACAUUGCUUGCAUGAAAGAGCUGGGGAAACGGUGCAACGUGAUUCCCGUGAUCUCCAAGGCGGAUAUCCUGUCUGAGGAGGAGAUUGCUUUGAACAGAAAACUGAUUUUACGGGACCUGGCCAAGAACAGAAUCAACACGUAUGACUUCUCAAACUGUUUCUCAGACAUUGACGAGGAGGACGACGAGUCAGCAGUCAGCAGCGUUCAGGAUCUGGUCCCAUUUGCCAUUGUCUCCGGUACGGAUAGGGCCAUCAUCGACCAGGUGGAGUAUAAAGUGAGACGUCUGCCUCAUGGGAUUGUGAGAGUCGACGAUCCUGCUCACAGCGACUACAUUGUUUUGAGAACAUGUUUGCUGGGCGCAUGUCUGCAAGAUCUGAAGGACACGACUCACGGGAUCUACUACGAAAAGUACCGUACCGAGAAGCUUUCCAAGAAUCCACCAGGAACCGGCUACAUGAAGCCUGGUUCAAGGGCCUCCAAGCCAACGAGUUCCGGGUCUCUUCUGGACAGACUGAGAACCAACGUUGGCUCCAGACAGUCGAGUGUCCUUUCUUCCGAUAGAUUGACCAUUAGCGAGGGAAUAGUUAACUGA